Messenger RNA from Drosophila innubila, 2157 nucleotides. Its product is annotated as WSCD family member CG9164. The record is from RefSeq and is a predicted model, not a curated record. Bases 476 to 1453 code for a protein of 325 amino acids. NCBI's taxonomy places the organism in Eukaryota, Metazoa, Arthropoda, Insecta, Diptera, Drosophilidae. The transcript is spliced from 5 exons. Gene Ontology annotation, molecular function: sulfotransferase activity.
UCCCCCCAAUUGCGAUGCUGGCACACUGAGCAGAACGACUCGUCACGACGGCCGACACUCAGCGCACGCGGCCAGCAAACGUCGAACGGCAAACGGCAAACGACAAACAGCAAACGACAAACGGCAAACGGCAAACGACAAACAACAAACGGCAAACAAUAAAAAAAAAAACAAAAAAAAAAGGGAGAAGAUAGCACCAAUUGUUUCUAUUUCUUAUACGAGUACAAUUCAUUUUGUAUAUUUAUAAAAACAGAAGAAAAAAAAAAGAAAAAAAGCGCAAAAUGUGUUGCUAAUGCAACCAGCGAGUGGCAGAUUCGCAUCUGUUUAGGGAUUCUGUGCUGUGGCAUGUUAAGUUGAUACGACGGUUUGUGUGUUGUCUACAUCAUCUAGUGUGUGUGUGUGUGUGUGUGUGUGUGUGAGCGUGUGCGUUGAGAGAAGAGACGCGCAAUCGGAAUCGUAAUGCAAAGGUGGCGUUAUGGCACUGCAAGGCUGGCGCUUUUUCGGUGUCUCGGCAACAAUCAUCAUCUAUAUAGGCGGUGUUCUAUUUCUAUCCAUGAACAAUAUACCCGGCUCGCAUCCAAAACGCACGCGCAUCGAGCGAUUUGCCGAGUUUUCCAGCUUUCAUAGUCCCCGAUUUCCUAUGCCCAGCCGCAAGAUGACCAUACGCUGGUGUCGCGACCUUAAAUAUCUAAAUCGCGAGCUUCCGAAUUAUACAGACUACAAGGCCGGCGACUUCUACACUGCAUUACCCAGCGAUGUGAGUGCCAGUCUACAGAUACAGGGUGCUCCGUUCGCACCCAUGUUGACCGCCUUGGCGAGCUUUCCGGGAAGCGGGAAUACGUGGCUGAGGUAUCUGCUGCAGCAGGCGACGGGUAUAUUGACGGGUAGUAUCUACAAGGAUUACGGUUUGCUCAAGACUGGCUUUCCGGCGGAGAACGUCUGCAACAGCUCAGUAUUAUUGGUGAAGACUCACGAAUGGGGCUCCAAGGCGUGGGCACCGUUCUCCAAAGCAAUACUCUUAGUGCGUGAUCCCGAGAAGGCAAUCAUAGCCGAGUUCAAUCGCCAAAGUGGCGGACAUAUUGGAUUCGCCUCACCCGAUCGCUAUAAACGCACCAAGGGCAAAUAUUGGCAGCAGUUUGUCAGCAACAAGCUCAAGGGUUGGGAGCUCAUGAAUCUCAGCUGGGCACGCAAUUUCACGGGCAGUAUUAAGGUUGUAUUCUACGAUGAUUUGGUGCACCAUACGGAGCGUGAACUGCGCAGCAUUCUGGACUUUCUUGAGUUCCCCAUCAACGAGCAGCUGAUGCGAUGUGCCCUAAUUCGAAAGGAGGGCAUCUUUAGACGCAAAAAGCGGCUGUUAUCCUUUGAUCCCUAUACGGACUCCAUGCGAGCCGAGUUGCUGGCGCGCAGACGCAUCGUUUACAAUUUACUGGGCAGGCUUAAGGACAUAGAAUAAGUGAGGAUGUUACAAAUGAUAUGGAUACGACGAAUUAUGCAACGAGCAAAGCAAAGCAAAGCAAUGCUAAAUCCACCAGAAAAUAACAAACAAAGAAACAAACAGAUCUGCACUUUCUGCACAAUCCUACUAUACCAAAACUUCAUUUAGUUAUCACCCAAAAAAAGUCUGCAAAACGCAUCUAAGCUUAACAAAAUAACAUACAUUGAUCUCAAUGGUAUCCAAUAUUUGCUACACAUACUAAGCAACGAUUCAAAUAGCAGACAAACCGAAAAAGAAACCGAUGAAACGUUGAAGAAUACGAACCCUGACCAAUCCUCUGCCAUGCGCAUCGUUUCGUAUAUUUUUUGCUGCUUUAGCGUAUUAUUCAGUUGAAAUAUUUGACGAAUAUUUAUGUUUGAUAUAGGAUAGCUACUUAUAGGGUAAAGGCAGAAGUAAUGCAAUCGCGAUUGCGACAAGGUAUUAUGAUUCCUGAACGAAUUUAUGAAAUUCAUUAUACGCCAUGUUGUGCUUCAUCGCUCAUAUCCGUGUGUAUUCCAUUGAUAUUACUGGUUAUAUUGAAAUCCAAUAUUAGACUAUCCUUGUAAAAAGUUUUAUACAUGAUUCUACAAUAAUUUAUUGAAAUACAACAAUAAUGAACAUAUUAGAUAAUUGUACAAACCAACAAAAUAAGAAAUAAAAUUUAAAAAAAAAAUAAAGAAAAC